Elaeis guineensis (African oil palm) is the source of this 1315-nucleotide messenger RNA. RefSeq lists its product as uncharacterized. The record is from RefSeq and is a predicted model, not a curated record. Lineage: Eukaryota; Viridiplantae; Streptophyta; Magnoliopsida; Arecales; Arecaceae.
UAAUACGCCUUCUAAUCCCCACUUGUCCUCCCUCACCUAUUUCUACGGGCAGCUGAGAACCACCGUUCAGCGAGCUCGCCGUGCCAGCCUGCCCUGCCCGACCUGCCCGUUCUGCCCGUCUCCCUUCUCCUCUUCCCCGAGUAAAAAAAAAAAGAAAAAGAAAAAAUCUCUGCGCUCUCUCUGCCUCGAGUGAAGCCCUUCCCUGCUCUCUUCUCUCUCUAUCUUUCUCCUCCCCUUCUCUUUUCUUCUCCUUCGUUCUCGGCCCUCCGAUCGAGAUCCGACGGUUGACGAUGAGUGACGCCGUGUUCCUCCCUUCCAGCUCGUUUUAGCGCCGGAAAACUCCAGAUCCGCUCAUCCUCCGCUCGGAUCUCCCUUCCAGAUUCGUUGUUUAACGGUUUCCGUUAGAUCCGACGACUUUUGUUCCAUCUCCCACCUCUUCUUCCCGCCUCCCAGGUUCACCGGGAUACGAGAUCUCGGCCGUCCAAAAAAGAAAAAUGGAGACGGUGAUGCCGGCGAUGGUCCCUGUCGCCCCGCUAGCGUGCGCCGCCGAAGUCCUCGCCGUGGGCCUCCUUACCACCGCCGUCCCCAAGGCCCACCUCCCUCCACCGGAUUCGCUCUAUAUUAUGCCCGAUUUUCAAGUGAACAGACGGAACCAUGACAAAAAUGAGCCUGUUGAUGCUGAUGAUGAAGAUGGUGGCGAAGAUGGGGAUGGGGAAGAUGGUGACUUUGGAGAGGGUGAAGAGGAGCUCUCUGAGGAAGAUGGGGAGGGAUAUGAGAAUCCCAACAAUAACAGUAACAAGAAGGCCCCAGGUGGGGAUGCUGGAGGCGAAGACAAUGGAGAGGAUGAAGAGGAAGAGCCUGAGGAGCAGGACGAUGGUGAUGAUGAUGAUGAUGAUGGAGAUGAUGAUGACGAGGAUGAUGAUGAUGGUGGGGAUGAUGAGGAAGAGGUGGUAGAGGAAGAAGAGGAUCAGGAAAAUGAGGAUGAGGAGGAAGAUGACGAGGAGGAGGCACUUCAGCCCCCAAAGAAGAGGAAGAAGUGAAAGCCUUUUUUUUCCUUAGUUGAGGAGGAAGAAGUGAACGCCUUUUUUUAGUUUAAUUUCAUUUUGCUUUUAGAGGAUCCAUUUUCUUUCUUUUCUGUCCAUCUCCUAUCUCCUAACUUUGAUGUUAUCUUAUUUAGAGUGAUGUUGACACACCUUUCAGCAUGGUGGUCUAUGUAGGACUACUGUUAUCUAAUGCAUUAGAGAGCUUCAUAAAAUUCUGAGAUACAUUAAGCCAAACUAGGCAGUCAAUAGAUUCAACUUUGGCAAUUCUAAAA